This is a messenger RNA of Osmia bicornis bicornis, 588 nucleotides long. RefSeq names its product 28S ribosomal protein S18a, mitochondrial (gene mRpS18A). The transcript has 4 exons. The record is from RefSeq and is a predicted model, not a curated record. The coding region runs from base 69 to 548 and encodes 159 amino acids. Gene Ontology annotation, molecular function: structural constituent of ribosome; small ribosomal subunit rRNA binding. Gene Ontology annotation, biological process: mitochondrial translation. NCBI's taxonomy places the organism in Eukaryota, Metazoa, Arthropoda, Insecta, Hymenoptera, Megachilidae. Gene Ontology annotation, cellular component: ribosome; mitochondrial small ribosomal subunit.
UCAUUAGAGCAAACAACAUAUGAUGUUUACAAAAGUAUCAGUCCUAACCUAUUUCAAAUACCGCAGAAAUGGCUGCGUUGUUCCGAUUUGUAAAACAUUUAGGAAAAAAUAUAUCAUUACAAAGUUAUAGAAAUAUAUCUGUAUCUGGAACAACAUAUCUUAAGGAAAUCAUUGAAAAAAAGGAAGGGAACACUUUAAUUGUUGAAGGAGUAAUAAAACCGAAUAAAAAUGAAGAACGGUUGUUGAAAACUAAAAAUGGAGCAUGUCCUCUCUGUUCCACUGGUCUUGAUGUCAAGCACACAGAUGUUCUUAUUUUACAUCAGUUUACAAGAUCAGAUGGUUGCAUAUUACCCCGUAGAAUUACUGGCCUGUGCAAAGUGCAGCAGAAAAGAAUUUCCUCAUUAAUUAUCAUGGCACAGACUGCAGGUUUACUACCAAUGAGAGGUCCAAAAGGUGUUCUACUUCACCCUUUACAAAGACGAAAGUGGCGAAAAUUUAACACGUACUUUGAUGAAAACACUAUUAGAGCUAGAUAUAAUAACCUGUAAAAAGAUUAAAUAAACAUUUAUCGAAUAUUGUUAUAGUUUA